AUGAAUUUGUUCAAGCAGAAGGAGAAGACACCAAGUUCUAUAUCUCAUAUUUUAAUAAAUAAGCAAAAAGGAAAGUUCCCCGAACCGCUGAUUUCGAUAAGACAACUGGAAGAGAAGGAUAUAAACGAAGUAAGGCAGUUGCUACACGACCACUUCAACUCACUGACACUGCCUGCAGUUAUAUAUUGGUCCAUACAACACAUUUAUGAUUUGCUAGUCAUCGUGGUGAUAAAUUAUAUCUUUUUUCUGGAUUUAAAGAAAAUUUUUUAUUUCUUGAUUAUAUUUUUAAUAUAUUUGUACAUAAGGGCAAAGCUGGAAUUUCUGAACCAUAUAAGAAAUGACUGCCCAGAUUUGGAGAAUUUAUAUAAAAGCUACAUAAACGUGGAGGGUUGCAAUUUUUGGGUAGCGGAGGUUUUUGAUAAUAAUUUUGGCUCGGCCAGCAGAACGACAUGUAGUGAUAUACACGAAAGGGAAAAGAUUUUACUGGAACAGGAGGAACAGGAGAAGUUGUUAUGCAAUGAGAAGGGAGAACAAGAAGUAAAAAAUUCCGAUGAAGAAAAUAAUAGCAAGUGCUUGAAAGAUGGGCCAUCGAAGGGCGGAGUGUUCGAAAGUGGUGAAGAAUCGAAUGAGGAAAAAAUGUUACAGAAAAAUAGCUUUAGCAGAAGGGAAGACAGAAAUAUAAAUGCGGGCCAUUCCAAAAAGGAAAAAAUCAUAACCACAAAUGAGGGUGAUAAGGACGGGGGCGUCAAUCAAGGGACAAAUUCUGAACAAAGUGGAACCAAAAGGAAUAUUGUGAAUAUGAUGGACCUUGGAGAGUGCAAAUCACCUAAUUACAAUGAUAUUUAUUAUAAAUCGAGUAGUAAGUCACCCAGUAGGGGUGUAGACGGGUCGAAUACCCCCGGAGGAGGGGUGAAUCCUUUGAAUGGCACGUCGGAGGUUGAGGCCAUGGACGAUAAGGACGACAUGGAUGGGAGGAAAAAAGGUAAAGGGAAUAGCAGCAAAAAUGGGGAACAUGGUAAGAAUAGUAAUGAUAGCAAAUGUGAUGAUGAGGGAUACAGGGAAAAUGGAAACACUACCAUUGGAGGAACCAAUAAUGAUAUGAAUGAGAGUAACAGCCGAACGGUGGAUCACGUCACCGAUCUGCAGAACAGUUUACCCAGUGGUAGUGAGCAGAGAACGAAGCUUCUCUGCAACAUAGGCGAUAUUGCCAACAAGGAGCUUAUUGAAAGUAGAAGAACAGUUCCAUAUCGGUUAGAUGAAAUUAGGAGAAAUAUAUUCCGAUCCAAAACAAACGAUGAUGAUGAUUCGACCUUUCGUUUUGUGAACAGAAAAAUAGUUGGCUGCGUAGGAAUUGUGCCAUUCAAGGGGGACAAUUCUAUAGCACAGCUAGUCAGAAUGGUCGUAAAGAAGGACAACAGGCGAAUGAGAAUAGGGAGCAGGUUGCUAACCCAGUUGGAGAAUUUUGCACAUGAACAAAAUUAUCAAGAAUUAAAAGUUUUCACAAAUAAUUUGAAUACGGACAGUUUAUAUUUUGUUAAACAAAAUGGCUUUAAUUUAUCUCAAAUAGUUCGGAGGGGUCUGAUGCGUGGCGACCUGCUCAUCUGGUCCAAGAUCCUUAACAAGGACGAUUUUUACAAGUUCAAUUCGUCAGGUACGAACCAGUAUGUCAAGUCUAUGAAUUUGGGGGAAUAUUGA
Molecule: messenger RNA, 1695 nt
Organism: Plasmodium knowlesi strain H
Lineage: Eukaryota; Apicomplexa; Aconoidasida; Haemosporida; Plasmodiidae
Product: N-acetyltransferase, GNAT family, putative
Exons: 2
Coding region: 1-1695 (564 amino acids)
Molecular function (GO): N-acetyltransferase activity
Source: RefSeq, a predicted model, not a curated record